Molecule: messenger RNA, 882 nt
Organism: Ogataea philodendri
Lineage: Eukaryota; Fungi; Ascomycota; Pichiomycetes; Pichiales; Pichiaceae
Exons: 1
Coding region: 1-882 (293 amino acids)
Source: RefSeq, a predicted model, not a curated record
AUGAGCACUUUAUCACUUUCGAACUUGUUUGAGAUCGCCGGUAGACAGGCAGUGGUCACCGGUGCAGGGUCAGGAAUAGGGCAAAUGAUUACUCAGGGGUUCAUAGCCAAUGGGGUUCAUGUAGCCGCUGUAGACCUUUACCAAGAUCGAUUGAACGAAACUGUAGCGCUUUGCAAGAAACUAAAAUUGAAAACAGAUUCCGAUGCAAAGUUGACAACCUUAUGCUACGAUAUUGGUGAUCAAGCAUCCAACAAAGCUUUGGUUGAUAAGCUCAAUACGGAAUACGAAGAAAUUGAUAUUCUUAUCAAUUGUGCGGGUAUUAGGAUUCAGAACCCAAAAACAUUUCAUCCGGGUGAUAGUCUUGAUGACUUAUCGGAUGCUGCAAAUUCCAUCCAGUGGCGUGACUUCCAGAAGACCUUCGAUAUCAACGUUAUCGGUAUGUAUUUUCUCACAACAGGCUUGAUUAAAAAACUCGGAAAAGCUGCAGAAAAGGGUGAUGGAAGGGGGUCAGUUGUCUGUUUCUCAUCUCCUGCAUCUGUUCACACAAACCAAUUUGUCCCCACUUACCAAUUAUCUAAAGCUGCUAUUGAUCACAUGGUUCGGAUUAUGGCAGCUGAGUUUGCUGACAAAUAUAUUCGGGUGAACGCAAUCUCGCCUGGCUUAUAUGAAAGCAGAAUGACUCCAAUGUCCACCGAUGAUCCCACAUCAAAUAUCAGGUACGUUCACUUGGUCCCUGCUCGUAGAGCCGGUACACAAGAAGAAAUGGUAGCAACAGUUUUGUGGCUAUGCUCCAAAGGUGGAGCCUACAUGGAUGGAAGAAAUAUCAGGAUGGACGGCGGCCGGCUGCUAACAUUAAAAGGUCACCUUUAUAGUGAUGAAUAA